Molecule: messenger RNA, 1917 nt
Organism: Solea solea (common sole)
Lineage: Eukaryota; Metazoa; Chordata; Actinopteri; Pleuronectiformes; Soleidae
Gene: fpgt
Product: fucose-1-phosphate guanylyltransferase
Exons: 4
Coding region: 92-1849 (585 amino acids)
Molecular function (GO): transferase activity, transferring phosphorus-containing groups
Source: RefSeq, a predicted model, not a curated record
ACCCAAACCACGUGACAGUACCCGGAAGUAGGACGGUGCGAGGAAGGAGUUUGAACUAUUUUGUUUGAUAUCGCUGAAUAAAUGAUAUUCAAUGGACACAGGAAGCGAUACUUUGAGACAACCUGGUGUACGGAUGCUACAAACUGCCACGAGAGAAAAGCUCAGAAAGUUUAACUCUCUGCGAGGUCGAAAGGUGCAGAGUGAUGGUGAGUUUUGGGACGUGGUGGUUUUGACCGCUGCCGAUGAGAAUCAGAGAGAAGCGUAUGAGGUACAGCUCCGAGGGAAAGUGGACAGAAGAGAACUUCCACUGGGAAUACACUACGAGGUCUUCUCCGACCCUCCUGGACCCAAGAUAGGGAAUGGAGGCUCCACUCUGUACGCUCUGCAGCAGCUGGACAGCAUGUAUGGAAAGGCUCUGGGCAAAAUGAGAGUCAUCCUGAUCCAUGCAGGCGGGUUUAGUCAGCGUUUGCCCAGUGCCAGUGCUCUGGGAAAGAUCUUCACCGCCUUGCCACUGGGUGACCCUCUCUACCAAAUGCUGGAGCUCAAACUCGCCAUGUAUGUGGAUUUCCCAUCCCACAUGAAGCCUGGUGUACUGGUGACCUGUGCAGAUGACAUAGAGCUCUACAGCAUUGCAGAGGUUGAAAAUAUCAGCUUUGAUAGACCUGGUUUUACAGCUUUGGCUCACCCCUCACCACUGUCCAUAGGAACCACCCACGGGGUCUUUGUGUUGGACUCAUGUCAAAGGUCUUCUGACUUGGAUAUGGAGAACAGUUUGUGUUUGCGCUAUCUGCACAAACCGAGCAUCAACAAAAUGCAUGAAUAUGGUGCAGUUUGUAAGAGCCUGAGCGGUUCUUCCUCUCAGUCUGAUGCUGAGUUUGUCUACACAGACAGCACCUAUUAUGCCGACUUUGAAACUGCAAAGAUGCUUCUUAAUCUACUGACAGAGUUGGGGUCUGUGCACUGUGAAAUAGAUGCAUACGGGGACUUUCUUCAAGCCCUGGGCCCCAAAGCUACAAUAGGCUACACCAGCAACACCGCUAAUGUUACUAAAGAGGAGAGAGGACUGGUUGAAAUCCGCCAAAAGAUCUUCCAUCAUCUACAGGGGACUCCCCUGAAUGUCAUUCUCCUCAAUAACUCUAAGUUUUAUCACGUCGGAACCACGUCAGAAUACCUCUUUCACCUGACAGAGGACACGGCACUGAGGAGUGAGCUGGGCCUCCUGUCGUCUGCCUUCAGCAUACACAUGGAUGAAAACCCUGGCUGCUGUGUUAUGUACUGCGUUCUUGAUCCCAGUUGCUCUGUGGGAGCUGGAUCAGUGGUGGAGUACUCCAGACUGGGAGCAGGUGUGACUGUAGGUAGGGGCUCCAUUGUCAGCAGCUGUUGCAUCAGCCCAGGGCUUUCAGUGCCUGAUGCCGUCUUUAUGCAUUCUCUGAGUGUGAACCACCAGGACAGAACCGGGUUUGUAACUGUCGCCUUUGGGAUUAAUGACAACCUGAAGCGCAGUGUGGAGAGUCCUGCCGACAUGGAGAAGCUGAAGCUAUUUGGGUUCAGCUUGAAAAAAUGUUGCUCCUACUGGGGGAUGGAGAAUGAAGCCCUGAGCUUCUGUGGUGACUCGCCCAGCUGUAGUUUGUGGAACGCUCGCCUGUUUCCCGUUUGCGCCGAUCAGCAAAGCUCGUUCUCGUCGUCUCUGAAGAUGCUACAGGCCGUUCUGAGUGGCUCCAUGUUCACGCUCCCCAAAGACACAGAGCUGAUGUCCAUGCAGCAGUGUUUACAGCGUAAGAACCUGGAGGAGAUGUUGAUGUUCAGGAUGGGCCUUUACCGGGACAUCACACAGAGAUCAACCAGCUGAAGCUGCUGACGCUGCUUCAUUUACUUUAUAUGUAAAAAAAAAAAUGAUGUGUAAAUAUCAUUACCUUG